GGUCCCCCUCCCUCUCACAGCCGGCUCUAGAGGCGUUGUCAGGGUGUCGGCAGUAAACCGGAAGAUCGGUUGUCUUCCAGUCUCUAACCUUCUCUCCGCAGAUUUUGUGUAUUUGUCGUGUGCACAGACAAGCCCUGUGGACCGAGAACUGACGGGCCCCGAGUCCUCAGAUCCUGCCUGGCCUGUAUAUUGGCAACUUCAAAGAUGCCAGAGAUGCAGAACAGUUGAGCAGGAACAAGGUGACCCACAUCCUAUCUGUCCAUGAUAGUGCCAGACCCAUGUUAGAGGGGGUUAAAUACCUGUGCAUUCCAGCAGCGGAUUCACCAUCUCAAAACCUGACAAGACAUUUCAAAGAAAGUAUUAAAUUCAUUCACGAGUGCCGGCUCCGGGGAGAGGGCUGUCUUGUCCACUGCCUGGCCGGUGUCUCCAGGAGUGUGACUCUGGUGAUCGCGUACAUCAUGACCGUCACUGACUUUGGCUGGGAAGAUGCCCUGCACACUGUGCGUGCAGGCAGGUCCUGUGCCAACCCCAACCUGGGCUUCCAGAGACAGCUCCAGGAAUUUGAGAAGCAUGAAGUCCAUGAGUACCGGCAGUGGCUGAAGGAGGAGUAUGGAGAGAGCCCUUUGAGGGAUGCAGAAGAAGCCAGGAACAUUCUGGGUAAAUAUAAAGAGCAGGGGCGCAUGGAGGCCCCGCCCGGCGCCUGGAGGGAGAGCAGCUUUCAGGCCCUGCCUCCUCUGGCCUACAGCAAGUACCCUACGGAGACCUAACACUGCGACCUGGUGCCUGCCUUUCCGCCAGGCGACCUGGUGUGCGCAGUGCCACCUCGCCUCAGAGGACAGGAGGGGAGGCUGGCGAAGAAAGUGGAUCCAGGCUCCUAUCCAGGACCUCCCCAGCCCUGCCUCAGGCCCUUCCACUCUGUCUUCCCAAAACUUCUGCACUGUCUGGAGGCUGCUCGCUGCCCACACUGUCACUUGCCUCUGUGAGGGUCAUUGUGCACAUGUGUGUGUGUGUGUGUCUCUGCAUGCGUCUGUUUGCAUGUGUGAGUGUGUGAACAGUGACGAGCACUCUCGGUCCACACUGCCAGCUGCUACCACCCUCUUUCCCUUUGCCCAGCGCUCCAAGUGAGGGCUUUCCUGUCAGCAUCUGCAGUGCUGUGCAGCCAGAAGCAGCCCUUGUCUGUGAACACGCACUGAGAACUUGGGCAGUGGCUGAAGGCAGCCGCCCCCAGAGCGCAGGUGGCCAUGGCAGGGCAGCAGGUGGCCAGACUCCCUCUGAGAUGGCUUCAGGGGCCUUGGAAGAUGGUGGCGGUCAGUGUUCUGACCAUUGCCUAGACUUAGUGACUGCCCCAGGCCUGGGCUUCCUGCUGCCUCAAGUCAGGUCCCCUUGGACCCCAUCAUGUCCCCAGGUUCUGUGUGGUAUUUGUUCUCUCUGGCACCCAGUGCAUUUUAGUUCCAUGGGGAGCACUACCAAUUCAGCCAAAGCUGUAUGCUCUGAAUGCCCUGCCUUUCUCUUCCCUCCAGCUUCACUGACUCCCAACCACUUGCUGUCUAUCUCUGCCAGGGGCCCUUCCAAAGGCUUGCUCGCACUUUUAGGUUUUGGGAAGAAAGAACAUUUAUUAGGCAUUGUAGCAGUUUGCAUUUAAAUAUACAAUUUUAAAUGUGCACUUAUUGAGCACUUUUGUGUAUGCUGUGGAUUUGAUAUUUGAUCUCAGCUACCUCAUUAAAUGUUUUUUGAAAAGGUGUUUUUCGUGGUUCCAGUCAACUCUGCCUCAUAGUUGAAGAUGUUCGGUUGUGAUUGUUUUCUGAAGCCAAAGGGAAAAGCAUCAAUGUCACUGAGCUAUUUAAAGUUUCUGAUUUGGGCUCCAAUAAUGCUUUCUGGUGGGUAAAAUUCCACAUUCAGGCCACGGCCAGCAGGCAGCAGAGCACCUACAGCUGCAGCAUGGGCCAGCGGGCAUGCCGGCGUGCUGCAAGCAUUUCUGUGCCCCAGCCUUUGUACAGCUCCAAUGCUUCAGCGCGCAGAGCCACGGAAUGGAAACCCAUCCCUGGCUUCUCCCUAAGGAGGUGCUGCACUCUUUCUCUGAUGCUGCCACACAAGGAGCCUGAGUAAGAGGUUUCCCGUGCUUUAGAGGGUGUGUCACAGGUGAGCUCUUGGGGGAUCGGGACAAUGACAUCUCCCAACUCUACGGGCGUACAGGCCCCAGGUAUUCAAUAAGAAAUGUGGCCAUGGACUUCCCACAUACAGAUGAAAUAAUUUGCCUAUGAAGUACACUUUUCCUUAAACCAAAAAUAAAUGUAAAUAUGUUAACUAGAAAGUAUUGAAGAUAUCAGUUUGAAUGCUUAAACGUAUGUUCACUUAUGAGCAUCAAAAUAUAUUCCUGUAGGUCCCGAAAUGCUGUCUUACUAUUUGUUGCCAGCACUGUUCUUUCUCCACAGCCACACCGGGCGUUCUGAAGUACUGGGCCUUUCUCAGAAGACUGUAACGCACCUGAAGUCGGAAAUGCUGCAGAGCCACCGAGUUUAGUCUGGUGCUGCCAGAAAGAAAACCUAGAGUUUAAGUGUCCGGAACUGUUUUGUGAACUUGUCUGUUGUUUUAAAUGGAGUACCUGUGUAAUCGCGUUGUUACAUGUUGAGCACUGAGGACACUCUUAGCGAGAGGACAUGUUUUUGCCUUAAUUCCAGUGCUGCGGCAAUGCCUUUGACCACAAUCUUGGUGCCUGGGCAGCAGUCUCGACAGUCCUGCUGCCAUCCUGACUGUAGCCUCUGGUCACGUGCUUCAGUCUCCCAGCUGGCCUAUCUCUCUUGGUGUGUCUUACCCAUGGUUUAUGUUCUCUCCAUGGUGACAUUUACCAACAGCUACACACUUUUAUUAAUAAAAGGUAGCGUAGCCACAUUUAA
Myotis brandtii (Brandt's bat) is the source of this 2894-nucleotide messenger RNA. It is a transcript of the gene DUSP22, whose product is annotated as dual specificity phosphatase 22. Gene Ontology annotation, cellular component: cytosol. Gene Ontology annotation, molecular function: protein tyrosine/serine/threonine phosphatase activity. The record is from RefSeq and is a predicted model, not a curated record. Lineage: Eukaryota; Metazoa; Chordata; Mammalia; Chiroptera; Vespertilionidae. Gene Ontology annotation, biological process: positive regulation of JNK cascade; transforming growth factor beta receptor signaling pathway; regulation of cell population proliferation. The transcript is spliced from 7 exons. The coding region runs from base 279 to 767 and encodes 162 amino acids.